Molecule: messenger RNA, 2343 nt
Organism: Paramacrobiotus metropolitanus
Lineage: Eukaryota; Metazoa; Tardigrada; Eutardigrada; Parachela; Macrobiotidae
Product: solute carrier family 40 member 1-like
Exons: 7
Coding region: 339-2105 (588 amino acids)
Biological process (GO): iron ion transmembrane transport
Cellular component (GO): membrane
Molecular function (GO): iron ion transmembrane transporter activity
Source: RefSeq, a predicted model, not a curated record
GUCCAUAGACGAGCGAUACAUACACGCUUUCAUUUUCCGCCAGGCUUCUCUAUUGGCCAUGCUGCAGUGUUUAGGCUUGGUUUCUCAUGUUCUACUGCUUGAACUGGAAUCGGAAAGAGAUAACCAUUAGAGCUUCGUCAUGAUUACACACCAGCUCCUGGAAGUGAUGACUGCUGAGUACGAAGUCCAAUGAGAUGAUGAUCAGCUGUUUUACUGCAACUGUACCACGGUAUUAUUAAUACUACAAGUUGGUUUGUGAUCACGUGGACUUGUACAAACAUUUCCUUUCUUUGAAGUCUGAACCCUUGAUGCGUGAUUUAUUUAUGAUGUGAAUCAACAUGGCGCUCCAUCCAGACUGCACCAGCUUCGAAAAAACAGGAUUACUUUCUGUAGAAGCGGAGGAAAAUCGCACAUUGCAGUCUCAUGAGGAAGUUAUACCAAAAAUUAUACAGGAAAGCGAAUCGGAAGCGAUUCCUGCAUUCAGUGAAUACACAUCAGCCCUUCCGAUCUCCCAUGUAGAAAGUGCACAUUGUGCAGACUGUAAUGAAAAUGUAUCUCGCCUUUGGGUCUCAGAAUAUAAAUUCUCAGAAAAUGUGGAGCAUUGGUAUAAGGAUCCGUCGUUGCAUUUAUACUGCGCCAAAUUCUUCCAGUGCUUGGGAGAUCGCAUGUGGAUUUAUAGCGGUCCCCUUUUGCUCCUCUCUCUCCGCCCGGAUACGUUGACGUUACCUGCAUUAUACGGGUUCAUAACAGGGAUAUCGGCCAUUAUUUUUGGCCCGCUGUUUGGGGAAUGGGUUGAUGCGAAACCACGGAUGCAUGCGGCUAUUGUGACAACUAUAAUGCAAAAUGGCUUUUUGGCCAUGGCAGCCUUACUACUGGGUUUCGCUGUCUUCAUGCGGAAUCAGAUGGAGGAAAUCAAUCUUAUGCUGUGUGUUGCCGGUCUGAUUUUGUUCAGUUUUGUGGCCAACAUUUUUUAUGGGACAUCAUUGGUGAUAAUCGAAAAAGACUGGGUUGCUGUCAUAGCAGGAGACGAUUCAUCAAAAUUAGCACGUAUGAUUGCUGCUAUCCGGAGAAUUGAGUUGAUAGUCCAAGUUUUGUGCCCUUUGGCCAUGGCCCAACUGUUAACAUACUGUGGCACCGGCGUAACAGCCGUCACAAUUGGAGGAUGGAGUCUUGCCACUAUGAGUGUGGAGUAUGCUUUCUUGCGACAAGCCUGGCGCUUGUCGCCUACUAUGAAGGAAAAGGGACCAGCUCCUGGUCCUAAACCAGGAGAAAGGACUGAAUCGGACACAGUAUUAAUGGUGAAAAAAGUGUUCCGCACUUGUUACUCGAUCCACAAUGGAUGGACAAUGUUCCGCCGCAAUAAAGUCGGGACUGCCGCGUUGGCUAUCUGUCUGCUGGAAGCCAAUGUCAUUGUUUUCAACGGCGUGACAUGUGGAUUCGCAGCGACGCAGGGAUUUUCCAAUACUGUCAUCUCCUUGUUGGUUGCCGGUGAUGCGCUGGCCGGUGUAGUUAGCACGUUCAUUUUUCCUUUAUUCAGGCGUCAAUGUUCUCUUACCCGAAUCGGCUUAUGGGCUGCGUCCAUACUGUGCCUUACUCAUGCAGUUUGUGUUGUGUCCAACUGGCUACCCGGUAGUCCGUUCGAUCUGUACAAAGCCUUAGAUAAUUCCCAUUAUCCACCGGAAGUGAUCGCGGUGACCAAUGAUACUGAAUAUUACAACAUCGGAUUGGCCGUGAUGGGUGUGGAGGAAGAAAUCGUCUCACCACUUCCAACAUCCACCACAGAAUUACUAAUUCACAAUCCCUUGACCGCUAUGAUCGUUUUCUCUUCCUUUUUGACUGUAGGACGGUUUGCGUAUGGCUUGAUGGACUUAACCGGUUCGCAGUUGUUACUGGAAAAUACCAGUGAAGAGGAUCGGGGCGCGGUUUGCGCGGUGCAGUAUUCGAUUAAACAGAUCUUUGUCCGUCUGACCUAUCUGGCAGCCAUUCUUCUCCCGUGGCCGCACACCUUUGGUCUCCUUGUGAUACUGUCGUUUUGCUCUACUUUUAUGUGCCUGGUGUUGUUCCUGUAUUUUUCCUGGAGAUGUGGUCAGAAAGAUGAGCGAUAGAAUGACCCACGGAGUGCCUUACGUUGUAUAAUUUUGGAUACCCUUCACAUGACGUGCAUUUAUUUACUUUACUUUGUGAUGCGGUGCUUCCCUUUUUUUCGAAAUGAUCUCAAGAUCAACUUCUGUUGGAUUGUGAUCCUCUCUGUCGUUGUUUGAACGUCUGUUGUCCUUUCAGUUUAUUUUAGCCUUUUUUGAUUUUGUUUGACAAAUGUUUAAAUAAUUAAACAAAACCACUUAA